CUGCGGUUCACCAACGUUGUACUCCCCCGCUGACAGCGCCGCCGCUCCCUCCCCCUCCUCCGUUCCCCUUGCCCUCCCCCGCUGGGAACGUCGCGCCCCGAGCUGGCCCCUCAAACCCCCGCACCAUGGAGGCCUUGGCGAAACCUCGGGCGCUCCGGCCCCUCCCACCUCCCCUCGCCGUCUACCUCAAGUCCAUGUCGUACGUGGACGUCAAGAUGCGGUGGAAGAAGGACGCGUCCUUCGACGCCGUCCCCGUGCUCUCCCACGCCCGCGACCUCCGCCCGCUCGUCUCCCUGGCGCGCCUCCUCUCGCCCUCGCCCACCCCCGUGUCGGCGGUCUCCAAGCGCGGCCGCUCGCUGGAGGUCCCCGACCGCCGGGUCACCUCCUUCCUCCGCCGCUUCCCCGCCGCCUUCGUCGAGUCCGCGGGGCCGCAGCACAACCUCCCCUGGUUCCGCCUCUCCGACGCCGCCGCCGGCCUCCUGCGGGAGGAGCGGGACGUCUUCGCCGCCCGCCGCGCGGAUGUCGCGGGCCGCCUGCGCCGCCUCGUCCUGAUGUGCCCGCGACGCCGCCUCCCGCUCCGCGUCGCGCAGGGCAUGCUCUGGCAUCUUGGCAUCCCAGAGGACUACUUUAGGGACCCGGAUCACGGCAUCGGACAGGAUGGAUUUCGGAUUUUAACUUCAGGAGAUGGAGUUGAUGACGGCGAUGGGAGGGAGACGGAGUUGGGGUUAAUUGACGAUGGGAAACUUCAGGAAAUGCCUCUCUCGGUUCUCCAGAUGAAUGCUGUGAGGAAGUUUGGAUCAGCGGCAGAGGUGCCUAUCCUGCUCUUCCAGUCAAAGGGUCUCCGGUUGAAGCAGAAGAUUAAGGAUUGGUUGGAAGGGUUCCAGCGGCUGCAUUACGUGUCUCCAUAUGAGGAUUUCAGCCACAUCCGUCCGGGUAGUGAUGUUUCAGAGAAGCGGGCAGUCGGGGUGCUCCAUGAGCUGCUUAGUCUGUUUGUGACAUGCUCUGCUGAGAGGCGGCGGUUACUCUGCCUUAGGCAGCACCUGGGUCUGCCGCAGAAGUUCCAUCUUGUGUUUGAGCGGCACCCGCAUGUAUUCUACUUGUUGUUAAAGGAAAAGACAUGCUUUGUUGUCCUCAAAGAGGCGUACAUGGCUAGGGGAGACACUGCAAUUGAGGAACACCCCAUGCUGGAAGUGCGCAAGAAGUAUGUUGAGCUGAUGGAGCAGUCACAGGAAAUUAUAAGGGGCCGACGGAGCGGGAAGCCUAUUGAACUGGAGUCCAAUGUAUCUGGUUCUGGGGAUAUUGAGGAUGGCAUUGAAACUUUAUCAUAACAAGCCAUGUUUUUAGCUGAGAUGGAGGAUGGGAAUCAUGUGCAAAUAUGGCUUCUACAGGAAGAAUGAGGAACCCUACUCUAGCUCUGCCACGAACAGGAUCAUCACUGCCAAGGACCAUGCCUUUGUGCAGAUCAACAUCGGGCACUUGUAUGAGAAUGAUCUGUACGAUGGCCGCUUCACCACGUUUGCCCCCUCUGGGUUUGUCCGUGCUCAGGGUGAUGCUGACAGCUCGUUGGACAGGCUGUGGCAAGAAGAGGAAGGCCGAGAUCAAGCAGUGGAUCUUGCUCGCUUCUAGUUUCACCUGCCUUGGCGAUGUUUUGAUUUCUGUGUCGUGGGCCGUUUGGAUAUCAUGCCGUGAGUUCAGUUGGCACCGAAGAAGCAUGGAUCAAGCUUGUUAAGAUGAUCCAAGGAUUUUAUAAAAAAAUGCCAGUUCUCUGCUAUUGCACGUGUGCUUUGCGGCUGUUGCUUUACUAUUUGCUUUAGAAAAAAAAAUCAUCAAUUGCUUGGUGGAUGAAUUGUGCUUUUGCCAUGAGGUUUGCCAACAAGUUACAGGGCAACCAUCCCGUUGCCCCCCACAGCACGUGCUCGCUGCCGAGGAUUUGAAACUGAGGUACUCGGUUCUCGCAAGAAAAAUGUGAAUAUGCUUGGUUAUCUGA
Panicum virgatum (switchgrass) is the source of this 1987-nucleotide messenger RNA. Its product is annotated as protein WHAT'S THIS FACTOR 9, mitochondrial-like. Lineage: Eukaryota; Viridiplantae; Streptophyta; Magnoliopsida; Poales; Poaceae. Gene Ontology annotation, molecular function: RNA binding. Bases 126 to 1328 code for a protein of 400 amino acids. The record is from RefSeq and is a predicted model, not a curated record. The transcript has 3 exons.